AUUCCUUGAGAGUAGCGGACAGCGCCUAAACGAAACUUAGCUUGAUUGUUGUCUUUCAACAACAAAUUCUGGCCACUUUCUUGUUUUGGUUGUCUACGAGAUCUAUCUUUAUCUUUAAUAACCCCAAAUAAUUCCAAUCGAUUUUUCUUUACUUAUUUUGGAAGCUUACGAAUGUAGCUCUCAAAUUCUUACUUUAAAAAAAUGGUAGCAUGAUGUACGUGUGAUAGGGAUAAAUGUGCAUUAUUUAACGACAUGGCCUAAACAAGUUAAGCUUAAUUGUACUAAUUACUAAAAAAAUAAGCAUUAGAUAAAAUAAAACGCAUAGAUUUUAACUCAGCGUAUUAUAAAUUAAUUUGUAAUCCAUAAAAUCCGUUUUUCUUUUCAUGCACGAUUUGCUUGAAGUCACGUGAUACAAAUAAACUCUGGCAAAAAUUAGGGUAAACAUGUAAUGUACCUGAGGUUUGAAUUCAACCCAUCAUUUUGUUUUUCUUGUCCAUCAUUUGCCAAAGUGUGUCACGAGAAACAACCAAGACUGAGCUGUGCUAGGGUUCAACUUUCUCGCACGUGUUUUUUCGACUGCACGCUGUUUGUGUCAUACAAAACAUCACUUACGACCUUUAUCCUGAAACAUCACCUGUGACUGUGAUAGAAAAUAAAAAUUCCUACAGCAUUUUUUGGUCAUGCAUAUAUGACAAUCUUAGGAACGUUUUAGGAUGGUUUAAUAUGCUAAUAUUUAGAUAGACAUGCCAUAAGCUUGUGUUAGCAUUGCAGAAUGCCCUGAGAUAUUUUCCAUCCACUUGUCAUCAUACACUUGCUCCAGAGUUUGCCCAAGAAUUAAGGGAGUAUGGCCACAUCUACAUGUAUCGCUUCAGACCAGACAUUGAAAUGCGUGCUUAUCCUAUUGACGAGUAUCCAGCUAGAACUAGACAAGCUGCCGCUAUUAUGCUGAUGAUAAUGAAUAAUCUGGAUCCACGAGUAGCUCAAUUUCCUCAUGAACUUGUCACAUAUGGAGGGAAUGGGCAGGUGUUUUCUAACUGGGCUCAGUUUUGGAUUGUGAUGCAAUAUUUAUCAGAAAUGACAGAAGACCAGACUCUUGUAAUGUGCUCAGGUCACCCACAGGGACUGUUUCCCAGCAGCCCAUCUGCUCCAAGGGCAGUAAUUACUAAUGGCAUGGUUAUUCCAAACUACUCAUCAAAAGAUCAGUAUGACAAAAUGUUUGCCUUAGGUGUGACUAUGUACGGUCAAAUGACAGCAGGGAGUUACUGUUAUAUAGGACCUCAAGGGAUAGUUCAUGGAACCACAAUUGUUGUUCUAAAUGCUGCAAGAAGGCACUUAGGAGUGAAUGAUCUGAGAGGAAAGGUUUUUGUUACAGCAGGCCUGGGUGGAAUGAGUGGUGCACAAGCAAAAGCUGCUGUCAUUGCUGGUUGUAUUGGUGUAGUGGCUGAGGUUGAUGAGGCUGCUUUGAAAAAAAGACAUGCACAAGGAUGGUUAAUGGAAUAUACAUCUGAUGUGGACAUCUGUGUGGAACUUAUCAAGAAAGCUCGGAAGUUGAAAAAACCACACAGCUUGGGGUACCACGGCAAUGUCGUAGACUUAUGGGAGCGCUUAGUGCAAGAGUAUGAGAGUACCGGUGAAGUUCUUGCGGAGCUGGGCUCUGAUCAAACCUCACUGCAUAAUCCGUUUAAUGGAGGAUAUUAUCCUGUUCAGGUAAAGUUUGAUGAAGCAAAUGAAAUUAUGAAACAUGACCCUGAAAGAUUUAAAGCCUUGGUGCAAGAAAGCUUGCGUCGCCAAGUCGCCGCUAUUAAUAAGCUCACCGCUCGUGGAAUGUUCUUCUGGGAUUAUGGAAAUGCAUUUCUUUUGGAGGCCAGCCGUGCAGGAGCUGAUGUUUGUAAAGAGGGGGCUCCGCUCGGCAUUUUUCGUUAUCCGUCCUACGUGCAAGACAUCAUGGGUGAUAUAUUUUCCCUGGGAUUUGGACCAUUUCGGUGGGUGUGUACUUCUGGUCUCGCUGCUGAUCUGGCAACAACUGACAAGAUUGCCAAGAAAGUCUUUGAGGAAAUAAUGGCAGAAGGAUUGCCAGCCGAGGUGAAAGCUCAAUACGAGGACAACCUGAAAUGGAUCGAGGAGGCGCAGCAGCAUCAACUGGUAGUGGGUUCUCAGGCGCGGAUUUUGUACUCAGACCAACGGGGAAGGGUCGCUCUGGCACAGGCGUUCAAUAAAGGCAUAAGUGAAGGGCGAUUGCAGGGUUGUGUUGUUAUAAGUCGAGACCAUCAUGAUGUUAGUGGCACAGACAGCCCAUUCCGAGAGACUUCAAACAUUUACGACGGGUCUAGCUUCUGUGCAGACAUGGCUGUUCAAAAUGCUAUCGGCGAUUCAUUCCGUGGAGCUACUUGGGUUGCACUACAUAACGGCGGUGGUGUGGGAUGGGGUGAAGUUGUCAAUGGAGGCUUUGGCCUUGUUUUAGACGGAUCUCAAGAAGCCAAUGAUAGGGCUCGUGUGAUGCUAUCCUGGGAUGUCAACAACGGAGUUGCGCGUCGCUGUUGGUCAGGCAACCUUCAUGCAAAGCGUGCCAUCUGCACAGCCAUGGAACAAAAUCCCUUACUGAAGGUGACAAUCCCGUCACAUGUUGAGGACGUAACCCUGCUAGACAACGUUCUAAAGCCAUAAUGAAGAUUGCGUUAGUGUUUUUAGGAAGGAAGAAAUAUUCUUCAAUCAAACCCAGACUUGACUACGGCAUCCUCUUGUGAACAAGAAAGGAAAUCAUAGGAAAACGUUCUGAAUUGUUUUAUUUAUUAAAAACUUCAAAGCUCUAAAACUUCAAAGCUCUAUUACAACUAUACUUAUACAUACACUUCAAGCUGGUAAGAAAAAUCUGUUUGCAGAACCUUUACAUUCAUGAAAAGAUAACAAGGUGGCUUUAAACCUCUGGGACGUUAGUAAAAAUGUCUAUUUUAUCUAUCAGAAAGAAAGAAAAAUGCCAAAAAAAAAAAAAUAAUAAUAAUAAUAGUAAUAAUAAUAAUAAUAAUAAUAAUAAUAAUAAUAAUAGUAAUAAUAAUAAUAAUAAUAAUAAUAAAAUAAGUAAAGUUUUUGCCGGGUAGUUCUUAAGUUGUUAGGCUCUGAUGUCGCUUUGCCGUGGCCACAAAGUUUUGGAAUCUCACUUAGCUUUAUGGAGGAAGUUUUAAUUCAAAGCCAUCCGCAAAAUGCGGUUUUCGGCUAACUAUUUUUAGAAAAGCAAAGUAAGUGGAUGACACCCUUUUGUGUGUGAACUCUCGCUUUAAAGUUCUUUAAUAUGUAGUAUCGUUCUCAGACUUUACAAGAUGGCUACAAUUCUUUUUUAAGUCUGAUGGUGAAACCUUAGUGUGAGAACAUUAAAAUAACAUCGAGCAGUA
Messenger RNA from Orbicella faveolata, 3386 nucleotides. RefSeq names its product urocanate hydratase-like. The record is from RefSeq and is a predicted model, not a curated record. NCBI's taxonomy places the organism in Eukaryota, Metazoa, Cnidaria, Anthozoa, Scleractinia, Merulinidae. Gene Ontology annotation, biological process: L-histidine catabolic process. Gene Ontology annotation, molecular function: urocanate hydratase activity.